AUGUCAGUGAGCAACAGGGAUUCAAAUGAUCGGACCCAACGACCUUUUACCAGCAAUAGCAGCUCAUCCACACAUUCGAGCCUCCUCCGUUCACCGGUUCCAGAAAGAAGCGGGUUGAUGAUAGAGUAUGCACAGAGAGAACAGAGAGAAAUGAGAGAAAGAGAAGAGAGAGGAAAUAGAGAGGGAAUGGAAAGAGAAUUGAAAGAGCGAAGAGAAAGGGAAACAAGAGUGAGAGAAGACAGAACCGCAGAGGAGAGCCUUCCACUUCAGGAGACUCCGCCCUGGCAGUGUGAGCACUACCAGAGACGUUGUACUGUCAAGUUUCCAUGUUGCGGAGUGUUUUAUCCGUGCGAACGCUGUCACAAUUUAUCGGGGACAUGCCCUGCUAAUGAUAAGAAGGCACGUCAUGCGACGCAUGUCAAGUGCGGAAAUUGUGGACGCGAAGAAGAGGUUAGUAUCUUUUGCAUUCUUGGAAUCUUGUCGUAAUGAAGUAGCUUAGAGAAACAAAGUCAUAAAAAACCCGAUUUUAUCCCAAAAUACCUGACGUUAAGAUCCCAUGGGAGUGAGUUACAUCUAACUUCAGAUUAAUCAGAAAACCAAGAGCAAUAGAGAGCCUUCGCCUUGAGCGACGUUGAAAACGAAUUUCUUGUAAGCACGAAGGCCAAUCAGCGCGGGAAAAUAAUUUUGGCCAGGUCUCCACUGGUUUUGGUUUGGCAUCUGAUUGGGUGAGAAGUUGGCGCGAGGCUUUUAGAUUGAUCCUACAGUUCUAUGACGGGAAAUCAAUGUCAUAUGCUGGGUUAUUAUCGUCACUUAGUUGAAACAAGAGAACUUGGCUCCAAGAGGCAACUGUUUAAAUCAUGCCUCUAUAUAAAUUGCUCUAGGUAUUGCUUGUGACACAAUGUUUGGCUAAACUGAUAGAGGGAUAAACAACUUCUUUGCAACAUUCUGAAAUUAAAAAUCACUUUUUAACGUAACAUCCUCUGACUGAUAAUAUUCUAAUCUAAUUCAGAUAAACGAAAAAAGUCAAACCUGCAGACACUGUGGCGUAAAAUUGUCAGAAUAUUUCUGCCCAAAGUGUAAGCAUUUUAUAGGUGUUGACAAGAACCCUUUCCACUGUGAGAAGUGUAAAAUCUGCCGGUAAGUUGUUUUUCAAUUGAAUUAUACUUAACAAAUAGAUUCCAAGUUGCCGUGCGUCUGUUCAGUAAUAGAUCACAGAGGACGUCAAAAUGUGGUCAGAACAUCAGAAAAAAAAAAAAGAUUUAAUGAUGACGUCAUCUAUACGUCUGUUCUCCAAUAGAACAUAAGUAAGAACCAACCAGAAUGCGUGCAGAACUGAGCUUAUUAUAUAAAACGACUUAGUGACACGUUCAUUAUCCCGUAUGCUAUACAUUCAAAACAUCCAGUUACAUGCAGAGUCAAAAUCCUUUUUAGAACGUAUUGUUUUCUUUAAACCUAAAAGAGAUAGUUUUAAGGGAAUACAACAAAGGUUGUUAUAAGUACUGUUAACUCUUGCGCUCCAAACGUUUCUUUAAGUGCCACUGAAUAUUUCUCCAGGCGAAGAAAAUCUCAGUUCGUGAAACUGAGGCCACUGUGCCUGGCCAACAAAAUCUAUCCCGAGUGCUAUUGAGAGCGAAGUAAUGCAAAGUAUUGCAUUGCGCAACAACAUUUUAAACAAUUUCCAAAAGGUCAUAAAGAGACGUAACAUAGACUGAAAGAAGAAAACGAUAGAAUGGUUUUUGCUUUGGGAGAAACAUCCGCCGGCUUAGAAUAACGUUAGUGACGUGAUGGCCCUAUCAUUUCAUUUAAUCAAACUGUUGUUUCAGCUUAAACAAGGACACAUCCUUUCACUGCGACGUGUGCAAUGUUUGCAUGGGGAAGCAAAUGGAGGGAAAACACAAAUGUCGGCUGAACUCAGGACUUGACAAUUGUUGCAUCUGCUUUGAGGUAAUUAUAUAUAGAUCAUGUUCCACACUUUUAAAUUGCUCCAAACACAGGUGGGAAUUUAUGCUUUGUAGCAAAGAUCUUAAAAGACAUCUGAAGCCCUAGGAGACAGCUCUUAAUAAUGAAAAUGUCUGGGUACGAGUGUUACUGACACGUUAAAUUCUGCAUGCUAUUUCAGGAGGUGUUCACCGGUGGCCAAAUCAUGCCAUGCUCACAUAAGGUUCAUAAAGAGUGUGGCUCUAGAAUGAUGUUUUAUGCAGAGAUACAGAAUCGCGUGUAAGUAUGUUUAGAUAGUCCAAAGCAACUGUUCAUAACGUUUUAAAGGAUAUUAAUAAACGAGAGUAUAACUUAAGUAAUGGUGGUGGUGCUGUCAUCAUGAAACCGUUUCCGCAGUUGUCAGUUGAUGUAUCAAGACUUCUCUUACUUGAUGCAAUGAACACGCCAUUAUGCUGUAGUGAUGUAAACAUAAAACCCGGAUAUUCUGUGGGUGUAACAAGUAGUGCUGUGUUACGCAAUGAGGUACAGUAUCAAACGGCAGUUUGUUCGUCAAUGUCGAAAGAAAUCCAGGAUAACUUUGGUUUGGCAGGAAACUCGAGCCAGCUUCUCAACAAAUCAAGUACAAAACUAAAAGAAAUUUCGGCUUGGUCAUUCACGUUUUCGCGCACUUUCCUGACUUUGAAUUCUUACUGGUUAUGAGUAAUUCUAAACGAGUGUCACAAGUAACCGGGAUUACGUUGGCUUUCUAUCACUUCGCUCUGUGAUUGGUCCAGAAAACUACAUCUCGACCAAUCAGAUACAAAACUAACCCUAUAUGCGACAUAAUCACUCCUUUUCUUCCCGCCUUUAGAGGAGUGUACUUUGAGAGCUCUGUAUCUUACAGUUUCUUUUUCUUUUGCUUUUAGUCUUAUUUGCCCAGUGUGCCGCUGCCCUGUGGAAGGUCAGCUCCAGCAGUAA
Molecule: messenger RNA, 2895 nt
Organism: Pocillopora meandrina
Lineage: Eukaryota; Metazoa; Cnidaria; Anthozoa; Scleractinia; Pocilloporidae
Source: the annotation of a GenBank genome assembly